CAUGUUCUGUCUCAGUCAUUAUCGUGUGUCGUUGUGUUCUGCUCUGCCUCAUUUGGAUCUGUACUUUGUUGGAUUAUUCUGUUGAAUUACUGUGUUCAUUUUGGAUCGUUUAUCUUGGUGUCUUUGGACUCAGCCACUCAACUAAUUCCUGUUUUUUCCUCAGAAAGACACAGAUGACAUCACUCUCUCUGCUGUCCAAACGUCAUGCUUCCCCGGGCAGUUAAAGCAUUUUUGGUCCGGAUGCGGAUAUCAUGGCGGUCACUAUUCCAGGGCCGGUACCUGCUGCUCACCAACACCCUGAGUGGAGGAGUCAUGCUGGCAAUGGGAGACUCCCUGCAGCAGAGCUGGGAGAACCACAAGGAUCCAGGCAGAGUCCGAGACUGGAGGAGGACAGGUCAUAUGUUUGUGAUGGGCUGCUCCAUGGGUCCAUUACUGCACUACUGGUACCACUGGCUGGACAAGGUGUUUGUGGGCAGAUCUCUGAACACAGUGGGCAAGAAGGUUCUGUUGGACCAGCUUAUCGAAUCGCCGACAAUAGCAUUGUGGUAUUUUUUAGGUAUGGGUGUCAUGGAGGGACAUACUUUAUCUGAAGGCUGGGAGGAGUUUAAAGACAAGUUCUGGGAAUAUUAUAAGGCGGACUGCUGUGUUUGGCCGGCAGCUCAGAUGAUCAACUUCUUCUUUCUUUCACCCAAAUUCAGGGUCGUGUACAUGAACUUUAUCACCUUAGGGUGGGACACCUACAUGUCCUACCUCAAAUACAGAGAUGACAGCCACCCCACUGAGCUGGUAUCAGUGCAGAAGAAAGCACUCCCACCCUCCAAACCUCUGGAGGAGAAAGCUUAGAGAUGUUGUUAAUGCUCAACUGUGAAGUCAUUCAUCGGAGGCAAUAGAUUAUUUUGCUGUUUUUACCUGUUCAAAAUGCAAAAUGUUGUGAGACUGUUAUAACAGUUUGUGUCAUUGUGGUACCAUAUGUUUAUCAUUUUUUGUGUCAGUAUUUGAUUUAUUAAUUGCUGUUUUUUGACGUAAAGAAAAUUUCAACACAUGUACAUGGAAACUUUAAUAAAAGGUAACACCACUAC
Molecule: messenger RNA, 1079 nt
Organism: Micropterus dolomieu (smallmouth bass)
Lineage: Eukaryota; Metazoa; Chordata; Actinopteri; Centrarchiformes; Centrarchidae
Product: mpv17-like protein 2
Exons: 6
Coding region: 205-843 (212 amino acids)
Biological process (GO): mitochondrial ribosome assembly
Cellular component (GO): membrane; cytoplasm
Source: RefSeq, a predicted model, not a curated record